AUGCCACCAAAAACAACCAAAAAGCGACAACAUCAAAUCGAUGCUAUGAAAGAAGUUGUAGAGAUUGGAAGUAGGUUUUGAUUAUUUUUCUAAAAUUUCUUUGUUUAAAAAAAACAAUUGUUUUUUGCAGUAAGCGAGAAAAUCGAGUGUGCAAAGGAUAAAUUACUGCAACUUCGCGAUGAAAUGUUGAAUGUGGCAAUGACAGAACAACUCGAUAUUCCUCAAGAACUCCUGCGAAUGAAUAUAGUCGAUUUUUUGAAAAGAGAUGAUUACUCGGAAUUUUUCGCUGAACCUGUUGAAAAUAUUGAAGAAGAAGAAGAGGAGGAGGAAGAAAUGGAUGAAGGAAGAUGUAGUGCAUUAUCAAAAGAUACUGAUAUUCCAACAACUAGUGACGUAGUAACACCGUAAGUUUCAGACCUUUGAAAACGAAAAAUAAAACUUUUUUUUUAUUAAAGAGAUCGAGUGUGCCGUGGAGGAAGUCGUAUUCUUCAAACACCUUUAGGCGUGGCUUUGCCAGUUCCAGCUGUUCUUCGAGUCAAACUUGAUGAUGAUCAGUUAGUUUUUUUUUAACACGCAACGCAGACCGCGCCGCGCCACAACACACAAAAAAAGAGAGGGAAUUUGAAUCGUUCUCUCAUUUGUGUGUGCUGUGGCGCGGCGCGGUCUGCGUUGCGUAUUUAUUUCGGUGGAGCGCGUGGAUCAUGGAAUUUUGUGUUUUCAGAGAUAAUUUGUAUCGAAAACCGCACGCCGAUGAAGAAAUAGCAUUCUCAAUCCGCGGUUCUCCAAUGGUCAUUCAACAACCCAACAAAGAUGCGGAUGUGGAGAAGAUCAGACAAGUUUUGCACAAUAUAAAUGAGCAAUCGCCGGAUUCUCGCGCUCUCGCUGAAACAGUUCAAAAAAUAUUGCUGAAAAAGAAGGGCGGGAAAGUAGUUAAAGUGGAACUUGAUGAAGAUGGAAAUCCAGUUGAAAAUGGAACGGCUGUUUAG
This is a messenger RNA of Caenorhabditis angaria, 986 nucleotides long. Lineage: Eukaryota; Metazoa; Nematoda; Chromadorea; Rhabditida; Rhabditidae. The record is from the annotation of a GenBank genome assembly.